Messenger RNA from Penicillium bovifimosum, 993 nucleotides. RefSeq lists its product as uncharacterized. The transcript is spliced from 2 exons. The record is from RefSeq and is a predicted model, not a curated record. The coding region runs from base 1 to 993 and encodes 330 amino acids. NCBI's taxonomy places the organism in Eukaryota, Fungi, Ascomycota, Eurotiomycetes, Eurotiales, Aspergillaceae.
AUGGGGAACUCAAAUCAAGGCACGUUCAGUUCGUCCUUUGAGGCCAAUCAGCCCUUCCCACCACUGACCGAGGACUUGAUCUCUCCGGACGAACCCCAAUCGAGCUAUGAAGACGAAAGCGUUACCUCUCCCGGCUAUGAGGGUAUUGAGGUGGAGGAUGAUGCGGAUUUCCAGUCGCACUACUCGCUGGAACAUCAAGCGUUCUCCGAUACGGACUCCGAGGACUCUCCUGACGAACUCGACCGGCAUCACCCAUUUCGCCAGUCCUCCAGCUCCCUCCACGGCCCGAAUGCAUUUGCGCCUCCAUUCUACAAUCGUCCACCCACGCCUCUACCGCCUUCGCCCUCACUGACUUCGCUUUUACGGCCGCCUUUUUCGACCACCACAUCGCGUCCGACCACUCCCGAUAGCUCCGAUGUAGAGACCCCCAAUGAUACCGAGGCAGCAGUCGCCAAGUCAGCCCGUCGUGCUACCACUGUCCCGCGCGCCAGUCCAAAGGUUCCUACCUAUGAAUACUACGGCUUUGUGUUAUACCUGGCUUCUUCAUUGGCAUUUUUAUUUUAUCUCCUAUGGUCCUAUCUCCCCUCGCCAUUCCUUCAUCAACUCGGCAUCUACUAUUACCCCAACCGUUGGUGGUCGCUGGCGAUCCCUGCGUGGUUGGUGAUGUUACUUAUCUACAUUUAUGUUGCGCUUGCCGCAUAUAAUACGGGGUAUCUUACUUUGCCCAUGCACAGUAUCGAGAACAUUGUUGACGAGGUCGCGAACGUGUCGGUGAUUGAUGGCAAGGCACGGAGACGUCCCGGUGGCGCUACCAAGAUGAAGCCAGGUGCGACAUCCUACCAGAUCAUGGGCCCCCAGAACCGCAAAGUCAACUGGCGAGAAAUCUGGAGUGAGGGAACCGAUGCGGUCAUGGAUGUGCCGGUCGGAGGUGUGUGUGAAGUUUUGUAUGGCCAAGAUCGAGAUGAAGUCUUUGAUUAUCAUGCAGACUCAUAG